AUGGACGCUUCUGUCCCUGUGUUUGAAAAAUCUCACCCCCGCCUUAGUGUCUUGGACUGGACUAGAAAUAUACAGCACUUGCAAAAUGAAGCAAGACUACGACGCUUUGAGGGUUAUGAACUUAGACAAAGGGGAAAUCAGUUGCGUAACGAAACUUCAGUUACUACGAGAUGGGAUACUAACGUUAAUAAUGAGCUACUGCGAGACAGAAUAUUCGAAGUGGAAUCAUGGCGGGAAAAACAGCGUUUUACGCGGGAACAAGUGAGGGAUGAGAGCAGAGCGCUUAAAGAAGAGAAGAAUGCAACAGAAUUACAUUUGGAGUCACUUCAAGUGCCGUUGAUGGUUGUGUCUCAGUGUUUGUCGAAUAGGGAUCAACGAAUGCCGCCAGAAUUAACCAGGGAUCAACUUGGGGAGGAAUUAAAUAAGGUUUUCAAGAUCCUUUUCAAUAAUUUAUUUUUCUACUUGCAAGGUUUAUUUAUGAACUUCACAUAA
Colias croceus (clouded yellow) is the source of this 492-nucleotide messenger RNA. RefSeq names its product tektin-2-like. The coding region runs from base 1 to 492 and encodes 163 amino acids. NCBI's taxonomy places the organism in Eukaryota, Metazoa, Arthropoda, Insecta, Lepidoptera, Pieridae. Gene Ontology annotation, cellular component: nucleus; microtubule cytoskeleton. The transcript has 3 exons. The record is from RefSeq and is a predicted model, not a curated record. Gene Ontology annotation, biological process: cilium movement involved in cell motility; cilium assembly.